AGCAACGGGAUGUUGUGGGAGCACGGAUGAGGAGCGAUAUCUGCGCUUAGCACGGCGGUGGGAGGGGUUCAGUUCAAUGUUACAGAGCCCAAUGGCAGCAGAAUACUGACAUUUCCUUCAUUUCUCGCAGGAAAUGUCCCUUUGGCAUGACGGAGACGCUGAAUAACGGAGCGUGUGUUUGCGGUGAGUUUAACGUGAGCGCGCGCGCUGUCAUCAUUUAACGGUCGCUUCAGCGCGGAGCCUGCUACAAACGGACAUUCACAAAACACAGAACCGUGAAAAUAGCUGUUUAAAGUGUGUUUGAGGAAAGUGCCAGUAUCGCCGCAUCUUUGAGCUUCCGGGCGGCCGUUAAAAAACAAAAAACGCACCGCGACAAACUGAUGCUCCGAGCCGGCAGAAUGGACGAGUUUGUGACGGAAGAGGACGAGCCGUGGUACGACCAGAGAGACCUGGAGCAAGAUCUGCACCUGGCAGCUGAGCUGGGCAAAACCCUGCUGGAGCGCAAUAAGGAGCUGGAGGACUCGCUGCAGCAGAUGUACAUCAACAAUGAAGAGCAGGUGCAGGAAAUCGAGUACUUGACCAAGCAGAUGGAGAUGUUGCGAGAGAUGAACGAGCAGCACGCUAAAGUGUACGAGCAGCUGGAUGUGACUGCCAGAGAGCUGGAGAUAACCAACGAGAAACUGGUGCUGGAGAGCAAAGGGUCACAGCAGAAGAUUGACAGACUGACCGGUACUAUGGAGAUGCUGCAGGGUCAGGUGGACACGCUGACGGCCCGUGUGGAGGAGCUGCGCACUCUGGAGGAGCUUAGGGUUCGCCGGGAGAAGAAGGAGCGCAGGAAGACUGUGCACUCCUUUCCCUGUCUCAAAGAGCUCUGCACCGCCCCCAGGUAUGAGGAUAGUUUCAUGGUGUCUGACCCCGGUAGCGGAGACCUGGAGGAAUGUCAGCCGGCAGACGAAGAGAACGAGCAUCUGCGCGUGAUGGUUUCUUCUCUGCGUGCAGCGGUGGCGGCUGAACGUGGCCGGCGGGAGGCUGCGGAGAGGGAGUGUGCCGCGGUGCUCCAGGAGUUUGAGCGUCUGGAACAGCGCCUCCUGGGGGCUGAGAGCUGCCAGCGGCGCGUGCACGAGCUAGAGGCAGAGCUUCAGGAGAUGCAGCAGCUCCGCAAGUCUCGUGUCUGUCUGCUGAGCGGAGAGGAAGGCCUGGAGCAGACGCUGCUUAACUGUGCACCAGAGACCGACACUCCAGACGAGGCUGUGAUGGCGCAGAACGGGGACUCUAAUGACGGAGCUGCACCUGUGCGCAAGAGCUGCAGUGACACCGCUCUGGACGCCAUCUCUGCGGUCGACGCCUCAGGGAGACGCAAAGGCAGCUACGCUUUACACGCUAACGGCGUCCGCAAGAGAGGCAUGUCCAUCCUGCGGGAGGUGGACGAACAGUAUCACGCACUUCUAGAGAAAUACGAGGAGCUUCUUGGAAAGUGUCGUCGCCACGAGGAGAGUCUGCGGCACGCUGAAGUCCAAACGUCUCGACCUGUGUCCAGAGACCCGUCCAUGAAGGAGUGCCGGGUCGCGGAGCCACAGCAGCCGCCUCCGCAGACGCCCUCGACUCCUGAGGCUCUGGAGGGCAUCAGCCGGCAGGUGGAGGCGGUGGACAAACGGCUGAGCCAGAACACGCCAGAGUACAAAGCCCUCUUCAAGGAGAUCUUCUCCCGCUUGCAGAGGACCAAGAGCGAUAUAAACUCCACCAAAGGCAGGAAAGGUGGGAAAUAGACCACUCCCCCACAUAGACAUCUGAAACAUGGCAAACUAUGUAUGCAAAUUACAUGUAAUGUAAUUUGCAUAUACGUCCAUGCAUCAGAUCCUAUAUGGGUCUGCUCUUAACUUCUGUGCCACUGGUUUUCGUUCCCUGGUUGUUCAUGUAAUGUCUUAACUAUUCUUUAGGAAAUUGUGCCAGAGAUAUUUAGCGACGGCUGUUAUUUAGUGCGACUUAUUUGGUGCCACUGAUCAAGAUAAAUGGUGGUUUUCUAUUAACAGGAAGUUCGUCUUUUGCGUCAGAUGUGCUUUUUUGCCGGGUUGGCCUUUUAGGGUAGACCAUAUUACUCAUUCUUGGUUUAACUGUAACCAUAUUCAUCCUAAUGUCGAUCAGCGCUGGAAGACAUGAUGCUGAUCCUUGCUGAUCGUUUCCUUUCUCACAUGUAUCACGUCAUGGAUAAUUACAGCCUUGUGUAACCACUUUUGUUCAAUAUUAAAUCACACUUUGCUUUAGAA
This is a messenger RNA of Danio aesculapii, 2264 nucleotides long. RefSeq names its product cerebellar degeneration-related protein 2-like (gene cdr2l). The transcript is spliced from 6 exons. The record is from RefSeq and is a predicted model, not a curated record. Bases 381 to 1766 code for a protein of 461 amino acids. Lineage: Eukaryota; Metazoa; Chordata; Actinopteri; Cypriniformes; Danionidae.